GUCCAGAUAAACAGUUGGUGACAAUUAGUCAAGGGGGUCGAUUAUUCUGUGGCCCAGCCGAGUGUCAAUCCUUCAAAAGUCCAAUGCAGCAACUGGUUCCGACCGUGAAAGGAGAUUGCUACGCAUUAGGAUCGCAGGAGUUCUGUGCAAACAAUUCACAAGUACUGGGUUACGAUAUUUUCAAACGCCAAUUACAGUGCGUCAACAUCAUCAGCCUUAUUACCUCACCAAAACAAAACGGAUCGUCCAAUAAAAGGGCCUCUGAAUCACGUAACCCACUGCAUUCUUCUAGAAAAGUUCAAUUAAAGUUGGAUCAAGAAAACGUUUUAAUAAGUACAAAAAGUAAAACAGAAGAAAGACGCCGACAGGACAACGGUGGGAUAUUUCAAUUCCCAGGAUCUAACGUGUCAGCGAAAAUUGAUUUACUUUUACAACCCUGUCGGACUGGAGCUCGGCAAGGCGUCAACCAUAAAUGCACAAAUCCAUUAGUGCCAGAUUUGAGCACUGCAGGACCAACGCGGCCACCAGUUAGUCCGGCAUUCACCUGCCCGAGAAACGGGAGCUUCUUGCAAGCUGGAGGACAGUGCGUGAAUGACAAUCGUGCAACCAGUUGCGGCCCAUCUUUUCAAUUUAACGAGGCCACCGGGCAGUGCCGAACAAGAUUUUAGCUAACAGAAAAUAUAGGAAUUAUAAACGACGCAUUGCUCAAAAUAAAUUUCGUAAUAAUGUCUAGAAAAGAAAAAGUAAUUGAACAUUUCAAUUACUUGCAAUAACAUUUGUAUAACUGCAUGCAAAAUAAACUGUCUCUCACUAUUAGUACUAGGCCAAUAUUUUAAACCGGUAGAAAAUAAAUGUUAAACAGUACAAUAAUU
Molecule: messenger RNA, 872 nt
Organism: Daphnia pulex (common water flea)
Lineage: Eukaryota; Metazoa; Arthropoda; Branchiopoda; Diplostraca; Daphniidae
Exons: 2
Coding region: 84-668 (194 amino acids)
Source: RefSeq, a predicted model, not a curated record